Phytophthora nicotianae INRA-310 is the source of this 2430-nucleotide messenger RNA. RefSeq lists its product as hypothetical. The transcript has a single exon. The coding region runs from base 1 to 2430 and encodes 809 amino acids. The record is from RefSeq and is a predicted model, not a curated record. NCBI's taxonomy places the organism in Eukaryota, Oomycota, Peronosporomycetes, Peronosporales, Peronosporaceae.
AUGCCGCUACACCCGCGAGUGCACGAAUGGCAAACGCUUCUUCUUCGUCCUGAUAUUGCCAAUUGUCUUGCAUUCUCCAAGUUGCGCUGUGUGAUCUCAGUCAUUUCGCUUUUAUUACUUGCAACGGAUAUCCCUCGCUCCGGUCUUGGUGUAAGACGACUAGAUGAGUAUUAUCCGCCGCUUAAACCGGACACCGCCGUUCGCUUUGGACCGUUUGAUUACCCUGUGAGGCACAUUUGGCGAAUACGAGACAUUAACAACGACGCAGACUCAUUCCGUGGGCUCGAAGGAUCAGACUCCGUUGAUUCAGCCAAUGUGUGGUCCUACAAAUACGAUACGACAUCUGUGGGUCUGCGUGGUGCAGUGGAGCUACUUAACGUUACCGAAUAUCCAGACUACUUACUUUACAGAGGUGAAUUGGGCAAGAAAAACAACCAUAGAGCAGUACUGGGAUUGAACACAACGUUUUUGAUGCUGGACGCGUUCAUUGGUGCAGCUCAGGCUCAAAUAUUACCAGAUAAUCGUGCCAUCAACCCUUCUUGGGGCGCUAUUCGUUUCACAACGAAACACAUUUGGGUAGAUCGAGCUCAUCAAUAUCUGACCCAGUUCAUUAGGCAGUGCAAAUUCUGGAGUCUACACUCUCUCCACGUCCCGAUAAUACCUCAUCAGACUAAUACGCUUCGAAUAUGCUCGACUGCCAUGCCAUAUCCACAGCCCCAGCCUCGAUUCUGCACAUACUCAGGUAUUUGGGAGUGUGAAAAUCCGUUGAAUGUAUCGCUUCCUCGUAUCCGGAUUUCAGAACAAAUGGACAUCCGAUUUCAAGAUCUCCAGCGACGAUACCCAGAUUUAAAGCUGGACGUAGCAAUUCUUUCAACGCAUCGACCCUCCAUGACGUCAGGAACUCUGAGUUUGACUUUCUUCAACUGCGAAGAGCACGAAAUUAUCAUGUUAACAAGAGGAAGACGAUGUAGCGGAAACGAAACGAAAGUUGCACCAAAUUUUGACGAGUGUGCUACGGUCUUUGUCGACGACUAUCGAUAUGAACGCAAUAUUCUCCAGACGAACGUUGCGGACUGGUACUUCUUUAUUGCAGCGAUGCGUGCCGCUGCGCAAAACUACUUUUGGGUCAGGCUAAUUCUUCUUUAUUACACUGCCUUUCUUGCUAGUAAGGAGCUCGGAGAUGAUACCAUUUACUGGUACAAACGUGUCAUAUCGGCAGUUUUGAUCGUGUUUAAAAUCCCUUUCCAAGUUAUCGUGUACAGCAGCUUACUGCCUGUUGUUUGCUACGUUGCGGCACUCCUUCUAGACGGAAAUUUCAUGGACAUAUACCUCGACUCGUACUGGUCCACUCUAGAAGGGGCUUCAAAUUUUGAGUUUAUGUCUUUCUUAAAUUCUGCAGUGACUCAAAUGCGAACUGUUUGGUUAAUGGCAUUGCUCGUGGAUUUAAUGGUCCUUGUGGCGAGAAAGAGAAUAAACGGUUCCGAAGAGAAGAUCCUGGGUAUCCGUGGACUAGCAAUCAGCUUCACAUCGGCAUUAACAAUAAUUGGACCGUACAGACAAACCACGUUCAGGAACUCAAAAGUGGUGAAAGCACUUCACCUUCCCGAUGUUGGUCAACGAAUGGACACGGUCAUGUCCACUCCGCAAUGGUUUUUCAACGAGUCCACCUAUAUGUUUGACGAUAGCAUGACAAUGCUGAUAUUCUGCAUUGGUGCUGUAGUAACAAUCACGAGCGCCUUGAGGUUGGUGAGCUUCUAUCUACGCGCUGAUCAAGGUCUGGUCUUAAUAUCCACCAUCAACGUCCCGUAUGGUACCGAGUUUCUCUGGCCAAUGUCUUCACUUAGUGUUCGGUUUAACACGUUGACCAACUCCACAGCAUACCAAUACGAUCGUUAUACUUUGCGACAGAGUGUCAUAAAGAAUUCUCCUGAGCCGCAGUAUUUGCCAGCCUCGCCAGUGCGCUCGUCAUAUUUCAACAACUCGAAAGUCUCUCCAUCAACUUUUGCAGAACUGUCAGAAACAACAGCGGUUCAAAGCAGAAUUCGACGAUAUCUGUGCGACUUGUACUGUAGAAAGCGCGUCACACCAACAGUUCAGAAGGCUCAACCACCAAUUGGCGGUCUGUGCUCGCGUACAGCAGAAUCUCACUCCAUUUUGCAGCUCAUGAACAUCGCUAUGAUGACAGACCCGUGGAAUUUCUUCUGGCUCCGCGUGCUUGGCAUCCAGCUAUACUUGUACAGGAUUCACCCCACUCGAUCAAUGACCAAAGAUGUCGACGACAGUGGCAGUUUGCUAUCGUACGCUGUCAUCUUGCCAUAUCCGAAAGAAGAGAUGGAAGAACGAACGGGUCUGAGCUUCGAUGAUUUUCAACUGCUUGACUCGGCAAGUUCCAGAGAUCUCCCAAUGUCAGUACUGCUUCAAUGCGGAUAG